This is a messenger RNA of Adineta ricciae, 1419 nucleotides long. Lineage: Eukaryota; Metazoa; Rotifera; Eurotatoria; Adinetida; Adinetidae. The record is from the annotation of a GenBank genome assembly.
AUGAACACGUUGAUUGCAUCGCUCCUCGUAUGUUUUCAACUAUCGGCCCAAACUGAAAUUGAAUAUCGACAUUUAGGUCGGCCAUGUAAAGUAAAUCAUUGUGAUAAUGAACAUGUGUGUGUACGACGAAAGGAUAUUAGUUUACAAUAUCGCUGUGUUCCGAAGGUUUACUUCAAAGAUCAUCCGGAAAAAGUUACUGAAUGGAAUUUAAGUCCGUCGAUCAUGGAUGAGAUAUUAAAUGCUACAAAGUGUCAAUCGUGUUUGGCUGAACCGUUGAAUUAUGUUUGUGGAACCGAUGGACGUAUGUACCGAUCGGCUUGCUUUAUGGAAUAUUUCAACUGUUUAUUGGACACAGAUGUUCAAAUAGCAUGUGAUAGAGAAUGUCCGUGCAAUGAUACAAAUUUUGAAGAACUGGAUGCAGAUGAGAAAGAGAAACCUGUCAAUGAUCCUCUUGCUGAUGGUAGUCCCGAUGAUUCGAGAGGAUACUUCGAACAAUGUCCACGAUCUGUUCAUCGUGAAUUACGUAAUCGUUUCUUUGAUUGGUUCCAUCAAAUCGAGAAACUUGAACAUAAAAGUCAAUAUUACGGAUCAAUUGGCAAUUGUCAUCCAAUGGUUUCAUACAUGUUUUAUCAUUUCGAUUUUACAAAUGAUUCGGAGCUCAAUGACGAUGAAUUGAAUAGUAUUGAACAUCUAAAAGAUGAAUCUUGCACCGAUAUAUUCUUUCAACGAUGUGAUCAUGAUGGUAAUCAUCGAAUAUUCCCGUACGAAUGGUGCAAUUGUUUUAAAUACGCGCUUUUACCUUGUGAGCUGCACAACCAAGAUUUGGAUACAGCCUACUGGAAUCAUUCGAUGGAAGGAAUCUUUCGGCCACGAUGCACUUCAAAUGGAUAUUAUGCAGCGAGGCAAUGUAACACGGAAACACCGAGACAGUGCUGGUGUGUGGAUAAACAUGGAAUUGAAGUUGAGGGCACACGAGACGAUGAUGAUCAUAUGGCUCAAUGUGUUGAUUUCUUCUUCUUCUUGGUUAAGAAAAAAAUAUUCGUUGAAAAGGACGUCGAAUCAUCAAUUCAAACUUUAGAGUUAAUGAAAAUGAACCAUUGUUAUCUUUUACAAAUUUCUCUCGUAUUCAUGCUCCUAUUUUCAAUGUCCUUCGGGCGGAUAUUACCUGCUCGUCAACUUGAUUCCUAUGAUUACGAAAAACAACUGAAUUUCGAAUCCGAUAUGUCCGAUCUAGCUCAUAGUCAACAUAGACAGUCAGACAAAGACGUGCAUGUUUAUCAACGAGCCGUUCUAAGUACAUCUCGUGCAUCUGCAACUCGUCAGCAAAUUAUUGAUAUUCUUCGACAAGCGUACAAUCAAGGCUGGAAACCUAAUAUAAAACACUAUAUGCCCGGAACAAGAUUUGGUCGACAUCGUUAA